This is a messenger RNA of Ostrinia furnacalis (Asian corn borer), 7508 nucleotides long. RefSeq names its product SNF4/AMP-activated protein kinase gamma subunit (gene Snf4agamma). Gene Ontology annotation, biological process: protein phosphorylation; regulation of catalytic activity. The record is from RefSeq and is a predicted model, not a curated record. The transcript has 16 exons. Gene Ontology annotation, molecular function: protein kinase regulator activity; AMP binding; protein kinase binding. Bases 385 to 3303 code for a protein of 972 amino acids. Gene Ontology annotation, cellular component: nucleotide-activated protein kinase complex; nucleus; cytoplasm. Lineage: Eukaryota; Metazoa; Arthropoda; Insecta; Lepidoptera; Crambidae.
AAGUUGUUGAGGUGGGACAGUGAUGUCAGUUUUGAGACAACAAAAUAUUUUAUAUAAAAUUAUUCAAAGAUUUUCUAUCGUAUAAAAAUACACGAAAUGUGAUAAUUGUGACUGACCAGCUAGUUUUUUUAAACUGAAAUUUGGUGCCAGAUUUUGAUGUGUUUACGGUUCGUAUUAUGCAAGCCUGGAAUAAUUUACAAGCGAAUGCCAAAAUUAUGCUACAUGUGCGAUGAUAUUACAGCAACAAAAUUACAAUGACAUUACCUAAUUUAGUGCAAUACAAUCAAUAAUUAUAAUGUGACUUAAUGUGAUAUCACUUGAAGUGACUUAGUGCCUUAAGACUGAUUGUUAAAUAUAAUUUGACCUCCAAGUAAAUGCUGUUCGAUGGAUAACGAAACAAAACCAAAUUUAAAUAAAAACGCUAAGAAGAGUGAAUAUAAAAAUGAGAAAAAGAAAAAAAUGGACACCCCAGAAAUUAACAUAACUGUGACCGAACCGAGUCUCCCCGCGAGCGAUAACGAAGAACAUGAUGAGUCAGGGUCAUGUUCCUCCACUGACAGCGAGGAUUUAGUCAAUGCCAUGAAUUACAAUACCAUCACAUCACUAGCAGCUUUAAAGGAUAUUAUUCAGGGCGAUGGAAGCGACACACCAGAAACGGAUAGUUUUUUCCAGCAUUAUUUUAUGAACCACUGCAACAACCUCUCCAGCCGUAACACUAACGCAAACCCACCGUUAUUAUUCUCUGAACGUCGCCGGUUAUCACAAUGUAGAGAAGAAGACGAGGACGAUGAGAAGAAAGACAAUGAUUACAAACCUACUAUUUUGUCUGCCUUUUCGGAAAUCACAUUGAAAGAGAGUCUGAAUGCUAUUGCUAAAGAUAAUGAUAAGAUCGCAAGCGAGACGAAUCAUGAAACUGCGGUUGAUGUAGAUGCACAAUCUGGUGAGAGUAAUGAAGUUAAUGACGGUAGUGCUCCACCAAAAAGAACAGUAAUAGGGCCGCGUCAUAAGUUUCUUGUGACCACCACAGAGCCUCCCACAGUUCGUCCUCCUGUGGAGCGUGCCCUACGUUCGCAAGUGCAUAACGCGCAUACUGUUCACUUCGGCACUAAAGGAGCAGAAGAACAAAGGCCAAGUGUGCGUUCUAUUUUUACCGGACAGAAUCUCCACCGAGAUAAAAAUUAUUUUGAUAGUAGUUUAAUAGAAAUAAGAUCGUCAGUUGAAGCUUCGCCUACGACUGUUGAAGAUAUAUGGGUGAAAAGAGCUGAUGUUAAGCAGGCACCACCAAAAGUAGAGCCUAUAACAACGCCAGUUGAUGCAGUGAAGCAAAAUGAUAUACCGCAAACAGAAAAGUCUGCUGAACCAGAGCGCACCCGAUCAGGAACUUGGGGUGCCCAAAGCACUCGCAAAGAGAAAGAGGCUGUUAAGAAGACUCCGAAGAAGGAAAAUGAUGUGCGGAAGAGUAGCGACGAAAGGCGGCAGAAGCGUGAGCAAAGGCUAGAUGCCGCCAUCACGCGAAGCACGCAGUCAGUGGGAGAGCGCAAGCGCAGGGGAUCCGCAGACGAGAGCCAACCGCACCUCAUGUACCAACAGACUAUACAUGGAACCACCGGGGUGAGCCGACGGCCGGCUCUCUUCGACAUAUUCAAGUCUAAGCCGCGUGCCAGUGACGCUAAGAAACCACCGUCCAUCAUGAAGCAAGUCAAAGCUGCUGUACAGAAUAUGACCAAGUCUUCGACGCCGGCCAAGGAGACAGCCAAGCCAGACUCAGCCAAGUCAGAUGCCAAGCCCGAAGCAUCCACUUCUGGGGCCUCCGGAAAAACUAAAGAUGGGUCUGCCCACCCGCACCCUGGGAGCCAUACUAGGUACUAUCACACGGUGACCGCGUCCGCGACGAGGCGACCGAGCGCGAUGGCCAAAGUGAUGGACAUCUUCAGGGGACGCGCUUCGAUGCCUGGGCAGACCGUCGCCAUGGAGGGGCCCGAGAAACGGAAACAGAGAAUAGCUCAGCAACAACAGUAUGGAGCACAGCUCAAACGCACGGCGUCGCAGGAGGCGGAGAAGCGGCGCUCGUCACUGGGCCACGUGCCCACCAUCAGGCAUCGGGCGUCGGACGCGUUCCUCGAUCCCCACCAUGCUGCCAUGCUGUUCCGGGACUCCAGGGGGUUACCGGUUGCGGACCCGUUCCUGGAAAAAGUCAGCCUCUCCGAUUUGGAGGAGGAUGAGUCGCAGAUCUUCGUGAAGUUCUUCAAGUUCCACAAGUGCUACGACUUGAUACCAACUUCAGCCAAGUUGGUGGUUUUCGACACUCAGCUGCUCGUCAAGAAAGCGUUCUUCGCGCUCGUCUACAACGGCGUCCGCGCCGCGCCCCUAUGGGACUCGCAGCGGCAGAACUACGUCGGCAUGCUGACCAUAACGGACUUCAUCAAGAUCCUGCAGAUGUACUACACCAGUCCCAAUGUAGCCAUGGAGGAGUUGGAGGAGCACCGCCUUGAGACAUGGCGACAGGUGCUGAAAGGUUCAGUAAUGCCGCUAGUGUCUAUCGGGCCGGACUCGUCGCUGUACGAUGCGAUCCGCAUCCUGAUCACCAACCGCAUCCACCGCCUGCCCGUCAUAGACCCGGAGACCGGGAACGUGCUGUACAUCCUCACGCACAAGAGGAUACUGCGCUUCCUCUUCUUAUAUAUAAAUGAACUGCCAAAGCCGGCGUACCUGCAGUGCAAGCUUCGCGAGCUGCGUAUAGGCACGCUGAACGAUAUCGAGACGGCCACCGAGGAGACGUCUAUCAUCGAGGCGCUACGCAAGUUCGUCAACCGCCGCGUGUCCGCGCUGCCGCUCGUCGACCCCGAGGGCCGGCUCAAGGACAUCUACGCCAAGUUCGACGUCAUCAACCUGGCGGCAGAGAAGACGUACAACAACCUUGACGUGUCGCUGAAGACCGCCAACGAGCACCGCAACGACUGGUUCGAGGGCGUCCAGAAGUGCACGCUCGACGAGACACUGUUUGACGUUAUGGAACGGAUCGUGCGUGCAGAGGUGCAUCGUCUAGUCGUUGUAGACGAAGACGACAAAGUGAUCGGCAUCAUAUCCCUGUCGGAUUUGCUCAUGUACCUUGUACUGCGGCCGACGGGCGAGUGCGGCGGCGCCAGCCUUCGCAACGAACACGCGUCCAUUGAGGAGAAGGACGAGUCCCAAGCCACCGACACCACCGAGGACGAUGACCCCUCGGAGGCCACCGCCGGCGCGGACGCUCAGUCUGACACUAAUGACACCAAUGACACUAAUGACACUGUGUCCGAAGAGUGAGCGCAGUGUUGCCACGCUAACAAGUAUGGUUUUGUAAAUUUAUAAACGCCGCGGAGUUGGAUCUCUACUCAGACUUUGAAAUUGUCAAAUGGUUGAUAUCUUAGGACACUCAAGUGUAAUCGCUUACAGAUUACUAGUUCAUUCAUUAUUCAGAUGAACAAAGUUCAUCUGAAUAAUGAAUGAACAUGAACAAAGUUCAUCUGAAUAAUGAAUCAGAAUAUAUCUUAGAUAGAGAAAGAAGCUUAUUCAAAUCAAAUCAAACACAACAUCGAAUGAAAUAAAACUUUAAUGGGCCCUGAAAUUAUUUUAGUUUUUAUUAUGCGCUAGUCGCUACAUUUCAUUCAAAUACCCAGUGAAAUCUCACUAGGUUUAUUAUCUAUUUUGGUUUUAAAUAUGGCUUAAUUUUGAACAAGCUUUGGCAAGAAAUUAAUAUGUAGUACCAACUCCACGGCCCUUUUUGUUAUAAUCACCAUCUAGCUCGUAGAAUAGUAUUAGCAGGCAGGAUACUUUCUAUAGUACUAUUUUUUAAUCAGUAACAACAUAAUAUACUAUUGGUUCUUAACCAUUCUUUUUUAGAAGUUAUAUAAAUGGCUCCAAAUAUGACGAAUAUUUAUCUCAGCAAAAUAUUUAAGCAACAUAUUUAGGGUAAUAGUAUGGAAAUAUCUUAGAAUAGUUAUUAUCAUGUCUGCAUAUAUUGUUGCUCAUACUACAGUACCUAAUCGUGUUCUAUUUCUAUCAAUUUACCUAAGAUAUCUAAUUUACAAGAUCAUCAGGAUAGUGUGACUAGUUUUAAGGUAGCGGCAACACUGGCGUCAUUGUGAUUCCUCUGCAUGUUCGCAAGUAGUUUGUAAUUUUUUGAAUUUGUAUUUCGGGUCAGUGAAUUGACAUUUGUUCCAUAGACAAACACAGAGAAGAGAAGAGAUGUUAUUGCAUGUGGACUACAUAAAAUAUUCACCUUAUGAUUGUGAAAUCCUGAUAUGUCAUUAACUAAACUUUUGCUAAUAUUAACAGAGCUGUUAAAUCGUUUUUCGUCUUAUGAAAUCAAUGUCGCAGACCAUCCAAAUCGAGAUGCUGCUUGAAACCUAGCAUGUCAUUUUAUACGUCACUUAUGUUAAGCAACCAAUUUUAUAAUGAUUUAAUUUUAUAAAAAUACAAUCCAUCUAUAAAAAUAAUGUUUUAUGAAUAAUAUUUUACCUGUUUUUAUAAUUUUGUUAUGUAUCCGAAUACUUAACAUCAGAAAUCAGAGACACCUCUCAAGCGUGAAGUUCAUCAUAGACAAGACUUUCCGCCACACGUACAAUCUCCCCUGUGCUUUUUUAUGGUUUAAACGUCAAAAUAUUGAUCUGAAUUCGACCUUAGCAUAGUGUAGUGUAGCCGCUGGCGCCACGCGUGAGCGAUAGGAGGUUUUCAGGAGACGGUUGUGAUUCGAGAUCGACUUUACUCUUAAAUCGUGAACGCUCGCUUAAUGUCUUACUAUAAAUAGUUUUUAUAACAGUUUUCAAUUCCACUUUUGAUAUAUUUGUCGUACAAUCACGCCUGUUGUAGAACAAGAACGUUAUUCCACAACAGGCAUCAUUAUACGACAUACGUGUAUUCCAUUAUAUUGUGUGUAUAGUUGCAAAUCAGUUGUAUUUUUGUUGUAUAUUUUUUGGUCGUGUUAUUCCCCCGUCGAAAAGCGUAGGUGCCGACUGAUGUACUUAGUUGAUAACUGUAAAUUAGCUGCUAGUCGUGUCUGACAAGCGCAUUUUAUCAAGAACCGCCAAAUAAAUAAAUACUAGCUUUAAUUUAUGAUAUACUAAAAUCAUCACAUUAUAUUAUCGUAAUUAUUUAUUUAAUUAUUGAAAAAUACUUACGUCUGACGGGUCAUUGGCGUAUAGAUGCGUGAUUGCAGACACGAUUACUUCAUACAUAUUACCCGUGUUCACAAAAAACAUUGAAAAUCAACACUUUUUGGGAAAGAAGCAUUUAUAGCACUAUUUUUAUAGUUUAUAUUAACCAUUUAUUAAGGACCCAUCAUACUUUUUGUUAAAAAUGAUUACUACAAAUUCCGUUCAUAUGCCAGUUUGCUUUUUUUGCAGACGCAAUUCUUGUGAAUACGGGUAAAUAUAACGUCUGAAAGUUAUAACUGCUUUGUACAUAACCAAUUGAUUACUUGGUGUAUGUCGUUUUACACUAAGAUUAAUGUGCGCUGUACUUCGGUCGGCAGACCUUAAUUUUUGAUCAUACCUGUGGUAAUCGUUUUAUUUAGUUAUCGACAGCUCAUUUACUUACAAUCGACGACCCAUCUCUUGAAUAAAAUAAUACGUCGAUUGCUUUUUCAGUCGAAAACUAUACUUAUUGUUUAGAUGAUUGGGUUGAUAAUCAUCUACGAGUUCCGUUUCUUCGUACUUGCGAUUAGCUAAAUUGGAAUAGGUUUCAUAUUCAUAAAGUAUUUGUGUGAAAUAGUUCUUCCAAUUUCUGAUAACUUUUAUGUAUGAUAAUGUGUGCAUGCGAUGUUUUUCAAGUAUUUUGAGGCCCGAUUCCGUUGCGGUUAAAUAUACACUCAAUUAGCGUUCAACGCAUUUAAAAUGUAUGGAAUUGGCCAAUUAGAGACAGUUGCAAAUUAUAUGUAUUGUUAGCGCUGAUUGUAUCAAGUGAUUCGUGCCAAACGUGGGCCUAGUGAUCAAAUUUAAUAUUUAAUAAAUUAAAUGUUCAUUACUUACCAAUUUUAUUAUAAUUAACUAAUAAUAUGAUAGUGGAUAUCGUAAAUUUUCUUCUAUAUACAAUGAUUAAUCGCAGUAUGUAUACAUACGGGGACGAAAAUAGGGGAGUAUAAUAAUAAUAUUUAAUAUCUUAAUAUGUAUGCUAUCAACAUAAUAAUAAGAUCUGGCGUUCUUGCCAGCACAAUUUAUGUAUUUUAAUGUAUUUCUGUGUCCAUUUAAAUAGAGUUAGAAUUCGAGUAGUCAUUUAUCUAUGUACCUUACAUUACUUUUAUAUGAAUAUUUAAAUUUAAAUGCAAGUGAUUUAGUACUAGCACGUAUCAUAUCUAAGUUUAUUGUCUAUACGGUGUCUGUACACUUGGCUGUGCGAGUUUUAAAAAGUCAAAUCUUUUUCUAUUUUCGAGUCAAGAACGUAAUGUGAAUAGUCGUCAAUCGUGUGCAGACACACCUAAGGCGAAUGUGUUUGGUAAUAAUAAAAUUCUUAAACGUAUUGUCAAUAUAAUACGGCCUAAUUUCAACAAUCAAUUAUGAUCACACUAAAUGCAUAAUUGUCUACUAUUUGUAAACGUUGAAAAAUCACAAGUUCACAACUAUGAUGGUGGGCGCGAGAAGACCGAUUGGUCGUGACGAGUAUGUAUAGCUAGCACGGUUUAUGAUAGUACUGACUUAUAAUGCAUUUUAGAAAAUAUUUAAAAAUAAUAUUAUUAUUCAACAUCAUAAUAAUGUUGAAUUAUUGUUGCCAAAAUUGUUUCCACUUUUGCUCUACUCUAAUGGAACAUACCGACCUCUGGUAUACUUUGUGUAAAAUAAGUGUAUGUGACAUUGUUUGUUACGGGUAAAAUUAGUAUGUCCAUACACAUGACUAAUAUUGCUUUGAAGGAAUGGUAUUGGGGAGAUAGUGGCUCGCCUAGAUAAUAAUGAGGCGUUUGCUUGCCUAACUCGUUAACCUACUAGUGCUUCUAUGAGUGGGGAUUCGUGGGCAAUGUCUAUUUUUAACCCUUCACUCGCCGGCAAAUGUCGGGAAGCCACUACGCUACGACAAGUGCUGGCCGUACCAACGCUCGAACGUCGCGCCCAGGCGAUCAGGGGGGUUACUCCGAAAAACGUUAUCCGAAGUUUCGAAUAUUGCCAUCCCUCUCACGCAAAGCGAGAUGCCAGCAUGAGCGACGGUGACAGAUAGACCCGGAACUACAUAAACAGUGUUUCGGAGUAGCCCUCCAGUUGCUCACGCGUUCCGCAAGUAUUAUAAAUUGUGUUAUUAAUUUAUGAGUAGCGUAACGAUUUAAUUGUUAUACAUUUUGUAUUUAUAAAUCAAUAACCUAGCGAUUAUAAGCUUAGAUGACAUCUAAAUCUUUGCAUCACAGUCAUUUUUGUAUAUAAACAUCCAGUAAUGUUAUAUGUAUACAGGAGAUUUCGUAAAGUAAAUGUGUUCAAUGUUGUUGAAAGAAAAAAUAUAAAAACGCACACACGACAUUAUAAAGUCUUGAAUAAACAUUUGGUUCCAUC